UAUGAAACAGAACAAAACCGUAAAUUAAAUCCUUAAUUUCUUUAGCAUUAUUUUUUAAGACUGUCUUUUAGCUUCAAGUCAAAAGAAACUCCAAUCUAUCUAUCCACCGUUCGAUCUCUUGUAACGCCUUAUCCUGCACACCUCGGCCGGCUCAGAUCCCGUAAUCUUUACAAUCUAAGCAACUGAUACUCCUUCUCUUUACUGAUCGAAGACGGUAUCAGCUUCUUUGCAGCAUUUUUUCAUUUAGAGAGGCAUUCUUUAAGGAUCUGAAUUAUGAGCUGCUUUGGCUGCUGUGAGGAAGAUGACAUGCAUAAAGCUGCUGACAGUGGAGGUCCAUACCCUGUUAAAAGUUCAGCAGUUUUUCUUGUCAGGGAAUGUUGGAGGUUAUCAUGCAUCAGAAACUGCACCAAGGGGAGCUCAGGCUGUUAAAAUCCAGCCUAUUGAAGUCCCUUCCAUUUCAGUGGAUGAAUUGAAGGAAGUUACAGAUAACUUUGGGAUAAAUUCUCUUAUUGGAGAGGGUUCAUAUGGAAGAGUGUAUUAUGGGAUUCUUAAAAGUGGGCAAGCUGCCGCUAUCAAAAAAUUAGAUGCAAGCAAACAGCCCGAUGAUGAGUUCUUGGCACAGGUUUCCAUGGUAUCACGGCUUAAGCAUGAAAAUUUUGUACAAUUGCUUGGUUAUUGUGUUGAUGGAAAUUCCCGUGUACUUGCCUAUGAAUUUGCGUCCAAUGGAUCUCUUCAUGAUAUUCUUCAUGGGAGGAAAGGUGUUAAAGGAGCACAACCUGGUCCUGUACUUUCGUGGCAGCAGCGGGUAAAAAUUGCUGUUGGGGCUGCAAAAGGCCUUGAAUACUUGCAUGAAAAGGCUGAUCCUCACAUUAUUCAUCGUGAUAUUAAGUCAAGCAAUGUUCUUAUUUUUGAUGAUGAUGUUGCAAAGAUUGCGGAUUUUGAUUUAUCAAAUCAAGCUCCAGACAUGGCAGCACGUCUUCACUCCACUCGCGUUCUAGGAACAUUUGGUUACCAUGCUCCUGAAUAUGCAAUGACUGGACAGUUGAAUGCAAAGAGUGAUGUAUACAGUUUUGGGGUUGUGCUACUUGAGCUUCUGACUGGGCGGAAACCAGUUGACCAUACAUUACCUCGGGGGCAGCAGAGUCUUGUGACAUGGGCCACACCGAAACUUAGCGAGGACAAGGUUAGGCAAUGUGUUGAUACAAGACUUCAAGGGGAUUACCCACCUAAGGCAGUCGCAAAGAUGGCGGCUGUUGCUGCCUUGUGUGUGCAAUAUGAAGCGGACUUCAGGCCUAACAUGAGUAUUGUAGUUAAAGCUCUUCAGCCCCUCUUAAAUGCCCGGCCAGGACCAGCUGGUGAAACACCAAGCCUAUAAUUCUAUCUCUGCCUCCUCCUCGUGUAUCCAGGUGAAUAUUCAAGUGUGCAUCCACACCAUGCUGAGAGACCGACAAAGAAUUGUUACGGAAAAUGUUAGUAAAUUAUUUGGAUAGCGCCCUAUGCUUCCAUUAUUUCCUAUGUAUUUCAUUUGUUCAUAAUGUGUGAGGCUGUUUUCUCCUGUUAUAUUUUUUAUUUUUUUCUUUAAAAAUCAUAUAUAUAUUUUGUUUAAUUUUCCUUUUUAAGUUUUUUUCUUCAUGUUAACUGGAAAAACUUCUGGGUCCUUUGUCUCCCCCAUGUGAAUGAAAAUGAUGUCCUUAUCCAUCA
This is a messenger RNA of Ricinus communis (castor bean), 1701 nucleotides long. Its product is annotated as pto-interacting protein 1. Gene Ontology annotation, molecular function: ATP binding; protein kinase activity. The transcript has 8 exons. The coding region runs from base 302 to 1375 and encodes 357 amino acids. Lineage: Eukaryota; Viridiplantae; Streptophyta; Magnoliopsida; Malpighiales; Euphorbiaceae. The record is from RefSeq and is a predicted model, not a curated record. Gene Ontology annotation, biological process: protein phosphorylation.